Hermetia illucens (black soldier fly) is the source of this 924-nucleotide messenger RNA. RefSeq names its product zinc finger protein 678-like. Gene Ontology annotation, biological process: regulation of transcription by RNA polymerase II. Lineage: Eukaryota; Metazoa; Arthropoda; Insecta; Diptera; Stratiomyidae. The record is from RefSeq and is a predicted model, not a curated record. Gene Ontology annotation, molecular function: RNA polymerase II cis-regulatory region sequence-specific DNA binding; DNA-binding transcription factor activity. The transcript has a single exon. Bases 1 to 924 code for a protein of 307 amino acids.
AUGACUACGCAUCGAUCUCAACACGAAGAUAUCUAUUGCAACGUUUGCUUUAGGAUAUUCAAGAAUUACGCAUCCCUGAUGGGGCACAAAAAAAUACACGAUGAAAGUCUUACUAUUUAUAACUGUCCCAUCUGUGAUUGUCGUUCCUAUCGGAAAUACAAUGUUCAGCUGCAUAUACGAGUUCAUGUCCAGGAUUUUGUCUGCAGGAUUUGUUGCAACAGCUACAAUAGUGAACAAAUGCUGGAAAACCAUAAAGCCAGCCAUUCAAAAGCUGAACUUGCAAAUUAUUCUGAGACCAACGCCAAAGUAUUAUGUAACGAAUGCGAUGAAAGUUUCGACUCGAAGUUCAAGCUUUAUUUUCACACGAUCAAGGAACAUAAUAGCGAGGAUGAGAAAUUCACUUGCUCAGAAUGCAAUAGGAUAUUUGAAUCGCUUGCUAUGCUCCGCAGCCACAAGAAAACCCAUAAGGAGGAAUGUGUUUAUUAUCAAUGCGAAGAGUGUGAAAAGAUAUUUACAAAGCUGAAAACCUACACCGAGCACCGAAACACACAUUCGGAUAGUCGUCCCUUCCAAUGUGAUAUAUGUCUCUUACGCUUUAAGUACAGCAGUAACUUAUCCCAACACCGUAUAAUUCAUAAAGGUAUUAAGAACUUUGCAUGCCAUUUUUGCGAUAAGAAAUUCACAAGAUCGAAUAGCUUAAAUGUGCAUCUGAAAUCACAUCGGAAUCAAAGGAAUUUUGCAUGUGAGCAUUGCAAUAGCACAUUUGUUCAAUCGAGUACCUUAUAUAAGCACAAACGAGCCCUGCACCGAAAAUGUGAUGCUUGCGGGGAGAUCGUCGGGGAUCGUAAGCAAUGGCGAAUUCAUACUUGGAAAGAAUGUAGCGCUGGGAAUAAAUCUCAAACUGAUCAGGACAUUCAUCAAUAG